Molecule: messenger RNA, 1419 nt
Organism: Mercenaria mercenaria
Lineage: Eukaryota; Metazoa; Mollusca; Bivalvia; Venerida; Veneridae
Product: solute carrier family 49 member 4 homolog
Exons: 1
Coding region: 1-1419 (472 amino acids)
Biological process (GO): transmembrane transport
Cellular component (GO): intracellular membrane-bounded organelle; membrane
Molecular function (GO): transmembrane transporter activity
Source: RefSeq, a predicted model, not a curated record
AUGGAAAAUACGGUAGACGAGAAGAGGCCAUUGACUGCAGAAACACGUGUUUACGGCCGACGAUAUUGGAUAUUGACCGUCUUUUGUAUGACUUGCUGUGUGCAGUCUAUGAUAUGGAACACGUGGGGGCCUGUUGCCGAAUCUUCGGAAAUAGUUUUCGGCUGGGCCGAUGGCAACGUGGCGCUUGUUGCGAACUUAGCCAACAUUAGUUACAUGUUUCUUGUAAUUCCAAUGUGCAUGAUGAUGGAUACCAAGGGAUUACGUUUUUCAAUGAUUCUGUGUACAGGAAUGCUAGUAUUUUGUUCCGUAAUUCGUUGCUUCUCCCUUGAACCAGUAACUGCUACUGUAACGGCAUAUGUAUGCGGAUUAAUCCAAGGUAUUGCGGCUACAAUGCCGUUUUCAGGCCCUCCUCUUGUAGCAGCUGUGUGGUUUCCCCCAGCGGAGAGACCGGUAGCAACAGCAAUUGGUUCAUUUUUCAACUACAUGGGAGUAUCCUUAUCGUUCAUUAUAGGCCCACAGCUCGUGCCCGAUCCAGUGUACCAGGACCACGUGCAGAACAGUACCAAUACAUCAGUUACAAACGUGACAGAUUCCGUUGAACAUAAAAUUCAUCCUGAUAAAAAUGAAGUUGUGAACAUGGGAAGUUUGAGACAAGGCAUAUUGAAUCUUUUGUAUACACACAGCGCAUUUGCCGGACUGGCUUUCAUUUUAACGAUAACUUAUUUCCCAUCUAAACCACCACAUCCACCUAGCAUAACGGCGUCAAUCCAGAGAACGGACUAUAAACAAGCUUUGAUCAAAAUUUUGCGCAACGGCUCUUUAUGGCUGAUCGUACUGGCAGGUGGAAUUCCUAUAGGAGUUAUUGGUGUAUGGAUAGCCAUUCUGGACGUAGUUCUUAAACCUCUCGGUGUGACACAAAUCGACGCUGGGUGGAUGGGAUUUUGGCAUACGUUAAUAGGUUGUUUUUCUGGUAUUUUUAUAGCAAAAUUUUCUGACCUUUUCAACCGUAGACGGAAACUAUUCCUUAUAUCACUUUUCACGUGCGCCAUGGUGUGCAGUAUUUGGUUUGCCUUGCUCUGCACUAGUGUGAUAGUGUAUGACCUGAAAUCUUUGUACGCAUCUUGUAUAUUAUUAGGGAUUUUUAUCAACGGAACAACUCCCUUGUUUUACGAGAUCUGCGCAGAAGCAUCGUAUCCUGUAGCAGAGGGCGUCACGGGAGGGUUUUAUACAUUGGUUGAUAAUGUGGGCGGAGUUAUCUUCUUGUCCCUAGUGUCAGUGCCAAAUAUUGGAACAGAAUGGAUGAACUGGACUGUAUUAGGAUCUUUAGUUGUAGCCAUUCCGAUGUUGUUCGUGUUUCCAGAGCGCUACAAGAGGACGGACAUCGACUUAAAUCGUGAUGUUGAAAUACAUUCUAGUUAA